Messenger RNA from Naegleria gruberi, 537 nucleotides. RefSeq lists its product as uncharacterized. Lineage: Eukaryota; Heterolobosea; Eutetramitea; Acrasida; Naegleriidae. The transcript has a single exon. Bases 1 to 537 code for a protein of 178 amino acids. The record is from RefSeq and is a predicted model, not a curated record.
AUGUCAUCAACAAUAGAAUCAACCUCAUCGCCAUCAACAACCUCGGAAACAUUUAUUCAAAGUGCGGAAGAUAAAUCAAUUGCUGAAUUUAUGAUUAAACAAGCAACACUCGAACAACAAAGACUGAAGCAAAAUGGAGUAGACGUUAAAUUAUUAAAAGUUAAGAAUGUUGCCAUCAUUAGAGAUGAAACUCCAACAACAACACCAAAUACUCAACAACAACCUUCACAAAAUAAGAAUAAGAAUAAGAAAAAACCAACCCGAAAUGUGAUUAAUAGAGUUGAAGUGAAUACUGAUUUGGAUUUUGAUAUAUUUCCUCAAAUUUUACUCUCUGCACCAGUCAAAUGUAUUCCAAAGCCUUCACUCAAUUAUGUUAAUGUUAUUCUCAUUGGUCAUGGUGAUUUGACAGAUCCUGCCUAUUUGUGCCCAUACACCUAUCCAGCAGAUGAUAAAGAAAAUAAAUUACAACACUGGGCAUUCAUCAAUAACAGUCUAAAGAGAACAGACCUUGAUAUUGAUGCUUUCCAAGAUGUUUAA